AUGGCUGAUGCACUAAAACCUGAUGAAUUGGCCAUCAAUUCCAAUGUCUUCCCCCAAAAACCUACCAUCAAAGGCAUUGAAAGCAUCAAUAAUGCCACCUUUCCACUUUUGCAGAUUCCAAUUGUCAACAUUGGCAUUCUUAAUUCUUCUCUUUCAUCUGAAGUGGAGGUGGAACUAAGGAAACUGUGCUCAGCUCUGGGUUCAUCUGGUUAUUUUCAGGCAAUUAAUCAUGGAAUGAGUACUUCAUUCCUAGAUGAAGUGCUGGAAAUCACAAGAGCAUUCUUUAACCUUCCAUUGGAGGAGAAACAGAAAUAUCCCAGAGUUUCCAUUGAAUUGGAGGGUUAUGGGAAUAACACUCACAAAAACUAUCAAACCCUUGGAUGGAAUGAACGGCUCCAUCUUAAUGUGCUCCCUGAAACUGCCAGGAACUCUGGAAAAUGGCCACAAAGUCCUGAAAAUUUCAGGAGGGUUUUGCUUGAAUACACAGAAAAACUGAGGGUGAUGAAUGAAAUCAUUCUUAAAGCUAUGGCAAAGUCACUAAACUUGGAGGAGAAUUGUUUGCUGAAUCAAUUUGGAGAAAAUCCACGAGCUGUGUUCGGUUUUAAUUUCUAUCCACCAUGUCCAUUGAUGCCGGAUGUUUUUUAUGCUGCCACGCCCCAUUCAGAUGCGUCUAUGACUAGCUUUAUCUUGCAAGAUAAAGAAGUGGAAGGCCUUCAAGUCUUGAAAAAUAACCAGUGGCAUAGAACUCCGCUUACUCCGGAUGCCAUUGUCGUCAAUGUUGGUGAUCAAGUUGAGAUAAUGAGUAAUGGGAUAUUUAGAAGUCCAGUCCACAGAGUUCCAACAAACAACAAAAGGGAGAGAAUAUCUCUUGCCGUUUUCUUUGGUCCUGAACCUUCGAUCGAAAUCAAACCAGCGGAGGGACUCAUUGAUGAUAAAAAUCCGAGGUUGUACAAGAAUGUCAUAGAUUAUCCUCAACAUUAUAGAGAGAACAUUCAACAUGGGAUCACAAGCCCUUUAGAUGCUUUGAAAAUUUGA
Molecule: messenger RNA, 1035 nt
Organism: Coffea eugenioides
Lineage: Eukaryota; Viridiplantae; Streptophyta; Magnoliopsida; Gentianales; Rubiaceae
Product: probable 2-oxoglutarate-dependent dioxygenase ANS
Exons: 4
Coding region: 1-1035 (344 amino acids)
Source: RefSeq, a predicted model, not a curated record